Messenger RNA from Olea europaea var. sylvestris, 753 nucleotides. RefSeq names its product probable 2,3-bisphosphoglycerate-independent phosphoglycerate mutase. The annotation marks the transcript as partial. The transcript has 3 exons. Lineage: Eukaryota; Viridiplantae; Streptophyta; Magnoliopsida; Lamiales; Oleaceae. The record is from RefSeq and is a predicted model, not a curated record.
UCAUUGGUCCUCUAUAAUGACCACUUUUUUUUAUUUCAGUCAAACUUUGCAACCCUGGACGAGAAAACUGGAGUAGUUGUUAGCAGGAGGGCUGAUAGGCACUUUGAAGAGGAAGGGCCCAUUCUCUGUGCAGCAUUGGAUGGAAUGAAGCUGCCAUCUUUUCCUGAGUAUGAAGUUAGAGUCAGAUACGCAACAGAGCAUAGAUGUGGAGUGGUUGUGAAAGGACCAAAAUUAAGUGGAAAUAUAUCAGGAACAGAUCCACUGAAGGAUAAUCGCUUACUUCUUCAAGCUGAAGCCCUUGAUGAUUCUGAUGAAGCAAAGCAAACGGCUGCAGUUGUAAAUGAAUUGUCAAAAGAGAUUUCUCGCAUUUUAGUUUCUCAUCCAUUAAAUGCAAAAAGGGCAGCAGAAGGAAAGAACAUUGCGAAUGUUGUCCUUCUACGAGGCUGUGGUAUUCGAAUUGAGGUUCCUCAAUUUGAAAAGAUACAUGGGCUGCGACCAUGCAUGGUGGCUCCCACCAAAAUUAUAGCUGGCUUGGGUUUGUCUCUGGGUAUUGAUAUUCUAGAAGCUCCAGGAGCCACGGGAGACUACAGAACUCUAUUAACUUCAAAAGCAACUGCCAUAGCCAAGGCACUUUCAGCUCCUCUGCAAUCUUGCCCCAGUGUUUUUGUACCUGGGGAGGAUGAACACAAACCUGGUCGUGCAGAUGGCUAUGAUUUUGGGUUCCUUCACAUCAAGGUGUUGAUCUCUGUGUGU